Molecule: messenger RNA, 3524 nt
Organism: Chara braunii
Lineage: Eukaryota; Viridiplantae; Streptophyta; Charophyceae; Charales; Characeae
Source: the annotation of a GenBank genome assembly
UAAGAUUUUGUCAGCAGACCAGUAAGUUCGAAUACACGAGAGAUGUGGACUUCAACACCGUAACAGACCUUGCGGAAAAGACAGUGGUCACUGAUGCGCUAGCCCUGCCUAAGGAAGGGGAGGUCAUAGAUCUGACCGGGAAGACGAGGGAUAAGGUCAAGAAGGGGAUAGAGAGCCUGCAUGAACGGGUGCACGGGGUUGACAACAAGAUGGACAGAAUGGAAAAUGCGAUGUUAGUAAUGCAGGUGCAAGUGUCCAGACCCGCCCUCCCGCCCCAAGAGGCCGUGGUUCCGGCAGCUGUAGCAAACCGGGGAUUUGGCAGAAGGGACCCCGCCAACGAACAAUGCAAGUGUUGCACCAUGAUAAGGCAUUUCGUACAGGCGUGUCCGAGACUCAAUCACGAUAUUGAGCGGCAGAGGUGUAGUAGGUCCCUCAAAGGCGAGAUCCUCGGACCCCGGGGGGAGCGUGUCAAUUGGAACUCGCCAGGAGGGAUGCGGCGAGCCGUCAUCCUCCUGAAUAACUUAGAAGUGGCCGCCGUAGAAGCAGAGCCGAUAGCCGAGAUUGUCUGGGACCAGCCUAGGGGACGGGGACCACAGGCCAAUUUUAUCCUAGAAGGCAAUGGCCAGGAUAGGGUAAAUAUCACCACUCGCCGGGCCGGCGCAGAAAAGAAGCUUAUUCAAGAUACAGUAAUGGAAAAACUCGCAGGGACUAGCACGGGCCAGCAAGAGACCGAAGCCGGGGAACAAGAGAAGGUCUAUGGGAAGCCAAGGGAGGACGAACCGGCAGACAAGGCUACGGCGGCAAAAGAAAAGUUCAGGUAUCAAAUUCCGAUCCUGACUUCACUAGAAAUCGAUGGCACCUUGAGUAAGCUACUGGGUACCAUGGUAUCGGUGUCUUUUCAGACCAUGCUGCAAGCCAGCCCGAGGCUGCUUAAAGGACUCAGGCAGUUGCUAACGCGUAAGCGCGUAGAGGUAGAGGAGGCCCCAAAACUGCAAGAGCAGGACACGGAAGAGGCCGAGGCGCUGCAAGGGGUCUCCAACCUCCAAAGCAUUCCAGGGGGCUUGGGAGAUUUGGAAAAAGCCUUUGCAGACAUCCGCCUAAGCCUACCGGAUCGUGAAGGUGGCGAAGUCAUGAGGGCGCCACCCGGGACAAAGCUUUGCUUUCAUGCAUUACCAGUUGGGAAACUUAAAGUUCAAAUCGGAACUCACCACACUUACGCGUUAGUGGAUGGCGGAGCAGAAAUCACCCUCAUACGACGAGAUUUCGCAACGGUCACGGGGUGCACGGUAAACAAGGAAGUAGCAGGGAAUAUCCGGGAAGCCGAUGGCGAAAUUCCUUUCACAGGGUAUGUCACCAAAUAUCCAGUCAGGGCGGGAACCCGGGAAUCCAUCUGGUCCGUUCAGCGGAUGACCGUGAUGGAAGAAAUGGAUCACGACGCAAUCCUCGAGAGACCGUGGUGCGCCAAUGUGGAAAUGAUAGGAAUGCAUCUGCACGAUGACACAUACAUGGUAGACAUAGAGGACCCAGUGACCGGCCGCGGGGAACUCCUCCGACUUCUUGGGACCGGAGGGGACCCUCCGAAGGGCAAAUUGGCAACCUGGUCUCCAACAUUCGAAGAAAGUGCGCGGAAGGGGGCAUUCGCACGAAUGGAAGGCAUGAGGGAAAGGGUAGAAAUUAUGAUAGAGGAAGCUUUUAGUAAAAAGGAAUGGAUCAAGAUCGGUCUGCCCGUAAAGAAGAGGAGGCCGGAAGACGAGCCCCUGGGGAAUAUGGUGGCGGAAAAGGAGAUGGAAGUUGAACUUGGGGCCAGCCUGCCCAAGCCAAAGGAAGGUCGUAACGAGACCCCCGAGCUAGCGCUCGAGAUCCCAGACCUGUUGCAACUUGUUAAGGCAAUCAGGUACCACAAAGUGGGGGUGGACCCGGCAACGCUUGCCAAGUUUGAGGAUGAUGUUCGAAAAGGCUACUGCCUGAAUGGGAAGAUAGUUAGCAUUCAGCCCCGUUUUGCAAAGAUAGCAGAACCUAUCCGCGCGAUGAUUAGGGAAGGUGGCACUAUGGAUUGGACCGAGGAUAGGGAAGAGGCAGCCCAGACCCUGAAAGACAUCCUGUCAUCCGAUCAGGUCACUCUAGCGGCACCCUGUUUCAAUGACGAGGUAAAACGGCCCUUCAUCUUAGAAACAAAUGGGGGACCGCUGACAGUUGGUGGAGUAUUGAUACAGAAAGACGAGGAGGGCAAGGAAAGGCCAAUCAGAUUUGAAAGUAGGACCCUGAAUUCGGCAGAACGGCGGUACUCACAGUUCAAGAAGACCUUCCAGGCAUACCUGCUCGGAAGGCGAUUUAUCCUAAGGAUCAAUCCCACCAACGUUGCCGGGGCCCUAAAGAACUACAAGCCUAUAGAUCCGACCGUUGGCAGAUGGAUAGCCUUCAUAUGGCAAUUCGACUAUAAGGUCGAGCGAAUUGCAGGACUUCGAAAUAGGGCAGAUGGGCUGAGCAGGGUAUGUAUCACGCCAGAAGGAGUAGAGGACGCGAAACCAAUUGACGCCUUCCUGGAAUACGAAGGAGGGACCCUUGUUGUGGAUAAUGAGAUGGCAGACCCAGCAAUUACAACAGGUCAGUUACUGAUCCAGACCUUGGAAAAGGGCGCACCUGCAGUAGUUGCAGAACUUGGGGAAGGACCAUUCACCACGAUCAGGCGUAAAGAGGAAAAGGACUCGUGGGGAGCAGAAGUAGGGGCCAGAGAGGAGCUGAUGGCAAUGUGCAUGGAAGGGGGACGGGAUGCCGUGAUGACGUUGGCCGAAAUUUGGACACAGAAGGAGUGUCAGUACCUAGUCAACCAGACCCGGGAGGAGCAGGGUAUGGAUCAGAAGGAACAAGAAUUCUUCCUCAUACAGAUGUACGAGGGCGUCUUUAAAGAAAUCGGUCUGCUGCUCGUAGGGAACAAACAACUUGCGGAAGUAAGUCCCAAGGCGAGGGAGGAAGUUGAAAAGUAUGUCCUAAGAAAUGGCCAUCUGUUCAAGAAAGGGGAAGGGAUGACACCUAGACGCGUCAUUUGUGGGAGGUCUAGGCAGCUGGACGUAAUUCAGGCAAUGCAUGAUGGGCUAGCUGGAGGUCACCGGUCGUCUAAAGGAACACCUGCGAAGAUCGUGCUCCUGUACUUUUGGCCAGGGAUUGCAGGCAUGGUCGCAAUGUAUUGUCAGACGUGUCUUAUAUGUCAAGAGAGAAGCGCCGUACGAGUUUAUGAACCCCUUAGACCCACCUGGGUACUGGGACCCGGACACCUUGUUCACCUCGACCUUGCCGUUAUGCCCGUAUCAACGGAUGGGUUUACAUACAUCUUGGAUGCAAGGGAUAAUCUCAGUGGCUAUGUAGAAGCCGUAGCCCUCGAGAAGAAGACGGGGAGAGCAGUGGCCGACUGGGUGGAAGAUUUCUACCUAAGGCACCCCUUCGUGCGCAGGUUUAUAGCAGACAAUGGGACAUAAUUCGUUAACCAGGAGGUGUUGAACAGGCUUAAGACACUGUGUAUACCAAUC